This is a messenger RNA of Aphanomyces astaci, 836 nucleotides long. RefSeq lists its product as hypothetical. The record is from RefSeq and is a predicted model, not a curated record. Bases 50 to 349 code for a protein of 99 amino acids. The transcript has a single exon. Lineage: Eukaryota; Oomycota; Saprolegniomycetes; Saprolegniales; Verrucalvaceae.
CGGAUAUCCGACCGCAUUUCCAGUUCCAUAUUCGUGGAGGUCGUGAAGCAUGAGCCUCAGCCAGACACUUGCGCGCCGCGUGAACGUGAGCACCCGCUUCGCGUUGGUGCAGAUGAAGGGACAGCAGCGCCGCAACGGAGGUUCAUUGAACAAGAACAAGAACAUUGAGGUGUGGAAUGGGGGCCGUGAAAACUGCGACCGCGAAUUCGCGUUCAACGCGUCCAACAUGGGCAAGUUCUUGUUGGGCACGGUGCUGCCGGCGGCGAUUGUGUACCACUUUGUGAUGGAGGAGCAGAUCAAGCACGAUCAAAUUGAAGGCAAACCGUUCAACCCCCGCCGUUAUUUGUAAGCACCGUCGAUCCAUGGCUCGGUUGGACAGUGCAUCCUCUAUCCAUGCGAUCCUCCCCCCAUGCGUCACGUCGACAGCUUAAGCACUUAACCCCACCAGAUGUAUAUCUUCUUCCAUAAACGUGUUUGUGUUUCCAUUAAUCUUACUAUACCUUCAACUGUUGCUUUGGUGGGGUGGGGACGGUGGUAGCCGGCGACAGCAGUGUUCUCGGCGGCAUACCCCGCGGCUUCUGGUGUGUCUUGGAGCUCUCGAGGAACAGCUCGCCAGGGAUGGACGCGAGCACAUCGGGUCCGCGCACCUCGAGGGUCCGGCGGAAGUCCCAGUACGCCGUCUUGUCGGGCAGCGCGAUCGACGACGACAGAGCUUGGAUCCAGUCAGACGCGGACACAUAUUGGUUCUUUUGAAACAGCACUUGGCUGUACUUUGUCGCCAUGUCGUAUCUACACCAAUAAACAAUCCAACAUUUGUUAACACGCUAUAAAUGAAU